AUGCCAAAGAUGAUUAAACGCGAUACUGUUGAGAAAGGCAGAGAUAUAGCGACUGUUCUUGACCAGGAUUUCAUACUCCCAACAAAGAAGUACGCAGAUAUAAUAAUCCCACGUGGUGGUGAUAAUCAUGUUGCUAUUGAUUUGAUUGUGCAACACAUUCGCACUAAGCUUGGUCAACAUGAUCUCUGCAAAAUAUAUCCUAAUCUUUACGUCAUUCAAUCAACUUUUCAGAUACGUGGGAUGCAUACUCUAAUCAGAGACUCCAAAACAACAAAGCAUGACUUCAUCUUCUACUCAGAUCGAUUGAUUCGUUUGGUUGUUGAGCACGGCCUCGGGCACCUUCCUUUUACAGAAAAGCAAUCUUAUUGUUUUUGUGUAAACUUUAGGAUCUGUGUAUCGGGUGUGGACUUCUGUAAGAGGCUGUGUGGUGUCUCAGUUAUCAGAAGCGGUGAGAGUAUGGAGAAUGCUUUGAGAGCAUGUUGCAAAGGCAUCAAGCUUGGGAAGAUUCUGAUUCACAGAGAAGGCGACAACGAUCAGCAGGUUUGUGUUCUUUGGCCUCUUUAUCAAUCAAUUGUCCUUUUAAUAAUAUGUGUGAACAAAUUGGGAAACGAACAGCUUAGAUACGUGAAGCUACCCUCAGACAUUUCGGAAAGGCACGUGCUUUUGCUGGACCCUAUCCUCGGGACAGGAAACUCGGCGGUGCAAGCGAUAAGGCUCCUGAUAAGUAAAGGAGUACCUGAAUCCAACAUCAUAUUUCUCAAUCUCAUAUCUGCACCGCAAGGAGUAAAUGUGGUGUGCAAAAGGUUUCCGAGGAUAAAGAUUGUGACAUCUGAGACAGAGAUGGGUUUAAACGACAAGUUCAGAGUUGUACCUGGCAUGGGCGAGUUUGGAGACCGCUAUUUUGGCACUGAUGACGAGUGA
This is a messenger RNA of Eruca vesicaria subsp. sativa (arugula), 921 nucleotides long. Lineage: Eukaryota; Viridiplantae; Streptophyta; Magnoliopsida; Brassicales; Brassicaceae. The record is from the annotation of a GenBank genome assembly.